Molecule: messenger RNA, 1642 nt
Organism: Olea europaea var. sylvestris
Lineage: Eukaryota; Viridiplantae; Streptophyta; Magnoliopsida; Lamiales; Oleaceae
Exons: 2
Coding region: 130-1362 (410 amino acids)
Source: RefSeq, a predicted model, not a curated record
CUUCUUCGCGAAACCCUACCUGGAAACCCUAGUAAGUACUCUGCGCGCAUACGUCAGAAGAAUUUAAUCUAUUAAGUUUCGUAUUGUUCUCUCCAUUGAUUUGUUUUGUAAUGAAAAAUUUCUAAUAACAUGAUUAUAAAGCAAGAUCCCACCACCAGUUCCGCCGCCAAUGCGUGCGGCAAUUGCGGUUUGGAAGAGCGCCGUCUGCUCCACCACGUUCGCCACCGUGGGAUCUUUCGUCGGCUAUGCACCACCUGUGUCCUCCGCCUUCACCCUCAAUCAUUCUGCCCCACCUGCUUCCAGGUCUACCCUCCCUCCACAACGCACGACUCCGUUAUCACAUGUUUCAAAUGCUAUUCCUCUUCCCACUCUUACUGCGUCACCGCCCCCGCUUCUCCCGGGAACAACUACGCUUGCCCCCUUUGCAUUAACCCAAACUCUCCAAUUUUUAACUUGAGAAGAGAAACGGAAGCUAAUGUUACUGGCGGGGAUGAGGGUUUGGACGUGACUGGAAAUAGUGAGGUUUAUAGGGUGAUUGAUAGGACUUCAGCGAAGAUCUUGUUGGCUGCAGCAAAGAUUGCUGCAGCUUCUAUGUUUAAGGCUGCUGUGGCAGCAAGAGCAGAGGCUGAGCGGAAGGCUAAGGAGGCUGCCUUCACAAGGAAAAGGGCAAAAGAAGCAUUGGACCAUGUGGCAUACUUGGUCGUGAGGGAGAAGGUGAGAAAGAAGGAAGCAGGUAUAUUGAUAUCACCUGAGGUGCCCGGGCCCAGUGGCGGUGAAAAUGUGGCUCAUUUGGGUGGUGGUGGUGGUGGUGAUAAAAGUGGUGGGAAUGUGGGUCAUCUGGGUGGUGGUGGUGUACGAGUUUCAAGAGAAAAUUAUACUAAUGCUAAAAAUACCAUCGGUGCAAGAAGUGAAAACGUGAAUGGUGGUGUGCCUCCUGUGGUGGUUAUGGAAGAGAAGACUAAUUUGACAGGAAAUGUGAAUAGAGUGGAUAAUUCAAGUCAGGUAUUGGCAGCAUUGAACGCAGUGGAGUUGAGGGAAAAUGAGCAAAUGGGUGGAAUAAAUGCACUAGAUGAAGUGUCUGCAAAGCUUUCGAAUGAUAGUAGUGUGCUGAUGGAUGUUGACAAUAACGAGGCCAUGAGGGUGAGUUCUGGAUCCAAUGAUGGAGAAUCACUGGUUGAGAAGAACAGCGUUGGUGGGAAUGAGACAUCUGCUAAUUUAGGUUCUUCUGCAGAGGACCACAAUUUGCAUGAGGAGAAAAUAGAGGAAGUGAUUGAGGGGAUGGUUUUGGUUCCACAAGUUGAGGAUCAGAUGCAGCACAAGGAAAAUAAUGAAGGACAUCAUAAUAAUGGGACACAACAAUAGUUAGGUGUUGUUCUUGGUGUUCUUAGAUCAUACAGAGGCUAGUUGCAAUAUUUCAUCAGACUGAGAAAUCACGAGCAGGCCUUGUGAGUUAUAUCUGCUCAAGUUAGUUGAUUCUUAUAUUUGUCUACUCACCAUUUUCUCGUCAAUGUUGGGCCAAGUUUUAUGUAAAGAUUUUCUAGAACUUGCUAUGAUAUUCCGUUACUCCCCUUUGUUUUGAUAAAUUGAAUCUGAACUUUGUUUGUUGUAUUAAAUGGUUUUAUCCCUGUUCAGCUGUUAAACA